Messenger RNA from Penaeus indicus, 3482 nucleotides. RefSeq lists its product as uncharacterized. The record is from RefSeq and is a predicted model, not a curated record. The transcript has 3 exons. NCBI's taxonomy places the organism in Eukaryota, Metazoa, Arthropoda, Malacostraca, Decapoda, Penaeidae. The coding region runs from base 272 to 1669 and encodes 465 amino acids.
UUCUCUAGAGGUGAUUUUGUCCUUGGGCGCCGUCGGUUUACGUGGAUGCGAAUCGAAAGUGGGUUUUGUGCUUGUCAUCGUGCGUGUGCAGAUAAGUGAUGUACAAGAAUUAUCGUAUGGAAGCUCGAGCACGGACUUAGGAAACUGCAUGCUUACUGAGGGCGACCACGCCCACCUCGUCACCGCAUGGCUACGCUCAUCGUCACGACGCAAAAGUCGAAAAAGAAAGAAGAGAAAGUAUCCUCAUCAGAACUAGCCGUGCGUGGCCAAGAUGAAGGCACCCUCGGGAGGCAAGAGGAUCACGAAGGGCUGGCUGGAGUUCAUGCUGGCGGAGCACGAGAGGAAGGAGCGGCCCGGCACCCGAGUCUCCGUCGCGGACUUCGCCGUCAGGCAAGGAAUUCCUCCCGGGGAAGGGUUUAAUUCCGAACUAGUGCUCGUGGACGUCACGGCAGAGCUCUCGAACGGGCCAGGUGAGGCGCAGGAGAAAACGUACCAUCUUGCCGCCAAGUUCUUUCACGCCGACCCCUUCGCCGCUGAAAUCAACAGGAGGUUCCUGAGCCACAUCAAGGAGCUCCGCAUGUACGCAGAGGUGGUGCACGAGCUCAACGCCUUCCUGGCUGCCAGAGUUCCAGAAGAGUCCCCGAUUUGCAUCCCGAAGAUGAUUUAUGGAAAGGAGAAUGGGAGCGAGUAUGUGCUGGUGAUGGAGAACAUCAAGGCCGCUGGCUACAUGACCAACGACAAGAGGAAAGGCCUUGAUGUCGAACAUGUCAUGAGGUCUGUUGAGGAAAUUGCAAAGGUCCAUGCUGUGUCUUACGCCUACAACAAAGCUCACAACUUCCUCGAAAAGUUCCCCUGUUAUCAGUUCAAAAUCGAGACGAUUACUGUUAUCCCAGCAUUUCUGACCUGCAGCUUGAAGAAUUGCAUUGCUUAUCUGAAUACAGUGAAAGGUAAGGAAGAACUCGCCAAGAAAGUCGAGAAUGCACAUCCCAUUUUGUCCAAGAAAUUUCUCGCACUGUACGACGAUUUCGGAAAUGUGUGCUUAUGUCAUGGAGAUUUCUGGAACUGCAACAUUAUGUUCAAAUACCAACAGCAUGACGAUAGCCAAGAACAGACCCUCGAGGGAAUAAAACUCAUUGACUGGGGGAACUCUUCAUGGAAUAACCCCAUAUUCGACCUCCAGUACCUGCUCCAUACCUCAACCACGCUAGAACUAAGGAAAACCCACAUCGAUGACAUCCUGCAAAAGUACCACACCGUCUUCACGUCCCUCGCCACCAAGCUCGGGGCGCCUUUGCCCCACUACGACUACAGCGCCCUCCGGGAAGACUGGGACCGCACAGCCAUUUUUGGGUUUACCUUGGGUAACAUGCUCAUCCAGGGAACCCUCAGCACAACGAAUCCUGCGAAUAAACCUCGGGGGCCCUCCAUACUCGACCACGGCGCCCUCACGCCCGUCAGACUCAUAGUGAACGGCUUCAAGACCGGCAUGGCGAAGAUCCUCGGACCGAUCAUUUCGGGUCCGAAUGGGGGCAAGUUUAUGGAGAAAUUCUUUGGCGGAAUCCUGAAGCCCAUCCAGAAGGAAAUUCUAUCGGGAACGAAUGAAGCUAUGAAUGCGAGGCUGCUUGAGAUCCUGUGUGAGGCAGAUGAGAAAGGUCUCUUUGACGAGUAAUGGAUAUUGCGAAGAAAUCACUUGAAAAUGUACAAAUGCAUGGCUGCUGAAGUCAUUGGGAGGAUAAAGCUAUUUGUUUCUUGUUAAAUUAUCACGGGGUUUUAUAUGAUACAGACAUACUGUGUACAUAUACGUGUUUUUAUAUUUUCUGUAAUUUAAAUACAUAGAACACCACAAGAAACCCAAACGGAUUUUAUUUGAAAGGGAGAGAGAAUGGGGGGGUGGGGCGGAGAUUGAGAGUCAGAUGAGGAGAGAGGGAAGGAGGGGAGAGGAAAUGGGAAGGAGAGAGAGAGUAAGAGAGGGGUAGGGGGAAGGUUGAGAGGAGAAGAAAGGAAGAGAGAGCCAGAGACAGGGAGAGAGAGGGAAAGCAUAUAUAUAUAUAUAUAUAUAUAUAUAUAUAUAUAUAUAUAUAUAUAUAUAUAUAUAUAUAUAUAUAUUUAUAUAUAUAUAUAUAUAUAUAUAUAUAUAUAUAUAUAUAUAUAUAUAUAUGUAUGUAUGAACAUAUAUAUUAUAUAUAUUCCAUAUAUACAUGUAUAUGUAUAUAUAUAAAUUAUAUUAUAGCCCGCAACCAAAUUCAUGACGGCGUUAGGAUACAGUCUAAUGUGGAUUUUCCAGGAGUGAAUCCAGACUGGUCUGGUCUCUGGUGCCUUAGUAGGUGGUCACGGAUACUUUUCAGAAGAAUGUUGGCGAAAACCUCGCCUUGUAUGGGUGGGUGCUUCAUGCUCAGGGUGAUGUGAAGAAAUGGUGUGGUAGCUUAAGUAGUGUCCAGUGCUUGCAUGCCUUCACGCUUGCAGCUGUUAGCAAUGGCUCGCCGAGUGUGAAAAAGGGACCAUCUUUGCAUACGCCUCUCCUGCUAGUUCAUAGCUUCACCAUCAUCGAGACUUUUACAGUGCAUCAUAUGAGGUAUGAGGCCUGUGGCAAAAAGCCCAUGGGAACCCCACAGGCGGACGUUGGGCCCCACAGCCUGCCACCCCCCUUUAUAUGGGGCAACAUCAGCAGAGGUGGCAUCCACCCGGAGCGACUGCCCAGUGGGCUAUCCAGGUAGGAGCUUGGAAUAUCUGAUCCAUACAGCAGGAUGAACAAUUACCCCUGCUAUCGAGGGAACUGAAGCAGCCGGGAGUUUAGGUGGCUGUCCUCUCGGAGGAUGUAUGGAUGGGUACACCUGCUACUGGUCGGGCUGGGCCGAUGGUCGCCAACCCAGGGAGUAGCUAUAGCCAUCUCCAGUAGACUUCAACCAUCGGUAGAAGAGGUAACACCAGUUGACAAGUAUAUCAUCGAAUUGAUACAAGCAUGCCUUUGGAUUCAUAUUUCUUAUUACUGUGUAUGCUCCUACUAAUGUUUGCAAACUCGAGAGAGAGGUAUUCAACGACAAAAUGACACCUGUGAGAGAAAAGACAUUCACAUUGUACUGGGUGACUUCAAUGCAGCAUCCGACUAUGAUCGAGCUAGCUACGAGAUAUCUGUCGGUCCCCCAUAUAUAUAACACACACACAUGUGUAUAUAUAUACAAAUUGCAUAGUAACCACGACUAGCAGAUAUUCUACCGAAAUCACUCUCCCGCGAACACUUUCCCGGAUGCAGAGAAGGUUGUUGCAAAGAUUAGAUACAGAUAAGGAUGGAACGCUUCCUGAUAACGGCUGUUUAUCAAGCAACCCUCGAGCAUGACGGCGACAGUUUAAAGUCGAACGUAGGUGAGACCAGUGAACAUAUUUUGCCUCUUGUUUUUACUUCUAAGUACUGACCAUGUAAUUAAGUAUUGAUAUUCUGUGGUUUGGAAACGAGUGUUUUCUUUUAAUAAAUGGAAGUAGCUAAU